UAGAUUUGCAUAACAAAAGCUGUGCAAUGAACGAUAACAUUUCGGCUGCGCCAGUAAUUUUUGACUAAGACUUAUCUAAAGGCGUUGUUCUCCUUGCAUUUGGUGUCAUUUCACAAUUAAUAUCUGCCCCGUAGCUCGGCCCAAAUCACUGCUACGUUACUGCAAUGGAUGAUACUGUUGAGCUGACUUACAAGAAGAAAAAAAAGCAGCGAAGGGUUCGCUGUAUCGGUGCAAUUGUCGCUGUUAUUCUUGUAUUUAUCAUUGGGUUCUUGAUCGGAUACUUUGCAAAGAAAACUAAAAGAGAAGACCAUGAAAAGGAGCGGCCAAAUGGGCACGAUAAGAAAGCCGAAAUGCAAAAAAAGCACAAGGAUAUGAUGCGCUUUCAUGAGAUGUUCCAAUCGACUGUCAAAGCAGAAGCCCUCGAAGGGAACCUCAAGUAUUUCUCUGAAAAACCCCAUAUCGCGGGCUCACCACGCCAGAAAGAACUUGCCAACGAACUUGAAAGGCGUUUUAAGGAAUAUGGAUUUGAUAAAGUUGAAAAGCCAGAGUAUCAAGCACUGUUGUCUAAACCAGACUUAAUCAAGAAAACGAGGAUUACUAUCAAAUACAAGAACGGUACUGUCAUUUACCAAGUCAAGGGAGAAGAACAGGAGGGAGGAUCACAACCUGGAGUCGUUCAGCCCUUCCUUGGUUACAGUCCGAGCGGGCAUGUCAAGGGUGAACUUGUGUACGUUAAUUAUGGUCAGGUUGACGACUUCAAGCAGCUCAAAAAACUCGGCGUCAAUGUGACCGGAAAAAUUGCCAUCAUGAGAUAUGGGAAAAUAUACCGGGGAAAUAAGAUUGCUAAUGCGCAUAGCUACGGUGCAAUAGGAGCCAUCCUCUACUCGGAUCCAGCGGAUUACGCCAUGGAGGGUGGAGAGGAGGAGAAUACAUACCCUAACAAGGCGUGGCUUCCUGCCAGUGGGGUGCAGCGGGGAUCCCUGUAUACAAUGCCUGGGAGUGGAGACCCCCAAACCCCUGGUAUAGCAGCACUUACAGGGAUGUACCGAAGGCCGCGAAAUGAAAGCGAGCUUCCUCCAAUCCCGGCGCAUCCUAUGGGAUACGGAGAUGCCAUUAAUUUUUUGCAAGAAAUGUCAGGAUCAGUGGUGCCUGAAAAAUGGAAAGGAACCCUUGGUAUCACCUAUCAUCUUGGACCAGAGUUCAACAGGGGCGAAGUCGAAGUUGAAUUGAACGUCAGUAACAACCUGGAAGAAGUGCCCAUUUAUAAUGUAAUAGGAACGAUCUACGGGAAGGAGGAACCGGACAGGUACGUGCUCAUUGGUAAUCACAGAGAUGCCUGGGUGCACGGAGCAAUUGACGCUUCUACCGGGACCUCUGUGACCGCUGAGAUCGGCCGUGUGCUUGGAGAAUUGUUAAAAACAGGAUGGAGACCACGUCGAACAAUCAAGAUUUGCAGCUGGGGAGGAGAAGAAUACAGUCUCAUUGGAUCAACGGAAUGGGUUGAGCAGCACCAGAAAGAGCUUGGUGAGCGAGCCGUGGUCUACCUUAACACCGACACAAUUGUGUCUGGCAGUUACGUCCUGAUAGCCUCCGGCAGUCCGUUAGUCAAGAACACCAUCGUGGAUUUCAGCAAGAAGGUGGACGAUCCCAACGCACACGAUGACAAAAAAACCGUGUUCGAUAUUUCACUCGAACGCAACCCGUCUAAAAACAAUCCAGGGAAACCGGCUGUUGGCAAUUUGGGUUCUGGUAGUGAUUAUGCCUCAUUCUAUCAGUACGCAGGCGUCCCUUCAGCCGAUUUUUACUACAUUUUUGGCUACAAAAACAAAACGGUGUUCUACCCGGUCUACCACUCACAGCACGAUACGUUUAAUUGGACUGUAAAGUUCGUGGAUCCAAAAUUCUUGUUCCAUAAGGCUAUGACCCAACUUACCGGCGGACUACUGUUACAAUUCGCAGAUGCACCGCUUCUGAAGAUGGAUGUGAUGACGUAUGCCGAAGCUCUGAAUAACUCUUUGAAUUCCCUGAUUUCAGAAUACCCGAAGAAGCUGAAAGACUACGCUGGAUCGAUGGACUACUUAAGAAUGGCAGUUGAAAAGUUCUACGACACUGCGAAGACCUUUUCGACAGCCAGGGAAAAAGUCGAGGAAAAACUCGAGAAGUACGAGGAGACUAGUUUUGCAGAACUGCGCAGGCUCAAUGACCAAAUGAUCCAGGUGGAGAGAGCUUUUAUCCACCCCUAUGGCCUGCCGGAAAGACGCCUGGUUCGUCACGUGAUCUUUGCUCCCAGCAAGUACAAUUUGUACGGCGCUUCUAAUUUUCCAGGUGUCAGUGAUAUCCUCUUCAAACUCGACGAGACCAAAGAUUAUGCUGGGGUGGAUCGUCAGAUAUCGAUCGCUAGACAAGCCAUACUAGGAGCUGUUGAUAUUUUGACUCUCAUCAAGAGUGGAUAAUAACCUUGCUUUA
Molecule: messenger RNA, 2466 nt
Organism: Pocillopora verrucosa
Lineage: Eukaryota; Metazoa; Cnidaria; Anthozoa; Scleractinia; Pocilloporidae
Product: putative N-acetylated-alpha-linked acidic dipeptidase
Molecular function (GO): carboxypeptidase activity
Source: RefSeq, a predicted model, not a curated record